Dromiciops gliroides (monito del monte) is the source of this 1479-nucleotide messenger RNA. RefSeq names its product fetuin B (gene FETUB). NCBI's taxonomy places the organism in Eukaryota, Metazoa, Chordata, Mammalia, Microbiotheria, Microbiotheriidae. The transcript is spliced from 7 exons. The record is from RefSeq and is a predicted model, not a curated record. Gene Ontology annotation, cellular component: extracellular region. Gene Ontology annotation, molecular function: metalloendopeptidase inhibitor activity; cysteine-type endopeptidase inhibitor activity. Bases 97 to 1230 code for a protein of 377 amino acids. Gene Ontology annotation, biological process: negative regulation of endopeptidase activity; binding of sperm to zona pellucida.
AGAGGCCUCCAGGUCAGCCUUGGAUUCAGGGGGAUAAAAGGGCUUAAAGGCAAGGUCGACAUCAGUCUUGGCCACCCUUUGCUUACAGACGGCACAAUGACCCUCUCUCUCUUCCUGGGCCUCUUGGUCCUGGUGCACAGUUGCUGGACUGCAUCCCUUCCUGCUCAGGUUUUCCAAGCUUCUCCUCUCCUCCUUUCCCCUGGCUGUAAUGACUCUCAAGUGUUGUCCGUGGCAGGCUUGGCUUUGCAAGGCAUCAAUGAUGACCGCAAAGAAGGCUAUGAGUUCAGUCUCAAUCGAGUGGUUGAUGUCCGUGAACAUCAGGGACGUAGAGGCUCCGUGUACUAUCUCACCUUCGAUGUAUUAGAGACGGGCUGCCAUGUUCUCAGCAGGAAAAACUGGACAGAUUGUGCAGCCAGGGAACUGCAUCAGUCUGUAUAUGGCCAGUGCAAAGCCAUAUUUUACCUUUCCAUGCCAGAAAGAAUUCCCUACCUACCUGCCUAUAAUUGCACUGUUCGUCCAGUUUUUAGAGGGAGCGUUAUUCGUAUGUGCCCUGAUUGCCCUGGGCCCAUCUACACCAAAAUCUCAGAUGCCUCGAUUCUUGAAGCUGUUAGUGAAUGUCUGGAGAAAUACAACAAGGAGGUUGCAGUGGGGAAGAAAUUUUCUCUCUUCCAACUUACCAAAGCUUAUUACCAGUGGAUAUUAGGCCCUUUCUACUUUGUGGAAUACUUAGUUACUGAGACGCCCUGCACCAAAUCACUGCCUGGCUCUGAAAAAUGUUUGCAACCAUCCGCUGACUCCAAGCCUGUAGGACUUUGCAGGGGUUCUCUGAGUGAAAUACAUGAAAAGCACGUCUCUGUGACCUGUGAAUUCUUCCAAACCCAGCCAACAUCAGCCCCAGGGAGCCAUCCCACAGAACAGCAGCCUCCGGAGCAGUCAGCCUCCCCCUCCGCGGCUGCGCCCCUGCAAGAGGGACCUAAAGGGUCUGUCCAGCUUUUGCCUGAUUUCGUUGAUGACAUCAAUGAAGGGGACCAGGAGAGGAAACCCCUUGUGACCUUCCCUGUGCACAUCGAGUUGACCACAGAGCCCCUGGGAGAAGUCCUACGCCUCCCAUCCUACUUCAAGUUGGAGAAAGAGGACAUGCCAGUUGUGCUUCCUUUCCCGGGAGGGUCAAGAUCAAAUGGAUGUCCAGGAGUUGCUGCAAACUCUAAUCCUCUGAUUCUCCCACCAUGAAAGACACACACACACACACACACACACACACACACACACACACACACACUCACACACACACACACACACACCACUUGGUGGACAUCUGUUGCCAUGGAUUGAGAUGGAGGAGAAAAAGAGAGUAUCCAGCAUUCCACAAUUCCAUCUUUGUCCUUUUCUUUUUGCCUUUCCUUAAUUUAAAAUUAUUUUGGUAAAAUUUCUGGUCAUGAUGAAUUAACAUUAAAAAUACUUACUGAGUGUUUCCUCUAA